This is a messenger RNA of Knipowitschia caucasica, 810 nucleotides long. The record is from the annotation of a GenBank genome assembly. Lineage: Eukaryota; Metazoa; Chordata; Actinopteri; Gobiiformes; Gobiidae.
AUGGCGGUAACCUUUGUGCUGCCACUCUGCUUGGGUUUGUUGGCUGGGCUAUUUGGGGGCUCCCAUUCCGAUGGGGUGUGUCUUCAGGACGGCAAACACAAAGCUGACCCGAGCCCAGAGCCUCACCUGCAGGAGUGCUCUCUCUAUGCAGACAACAGCUGUUGUAAAGAGGAGCACAUACAGGACGUAUCCCAUGUCCCAUCUCCCAGCAAUAAGAACGAGCCGUGGGACAAGUGUGGACCCCUGAGCCCCGAGUGUGAGGGCUUCCUGAAGCGCGUGUCUUGUUUCUACCGCUGCUCCCCGGACGCGGCGCGCUGGCCUCACCCACAACGAACCUCCUACAUCCAGGCGGUGCCUCUGUGCCACAGCUUCUGCCGGGAAUGGUUUGACGCCUGCAGAAUGGACAUGACCUGUGCCCGCAACUGGGCCAAAGACCCUCGAGGGCAGAACUGCUCUGGAUCCUGCAUUUCAUACCAACAGAUGUACCAGCACGGGCGAGACCUGUGCGAGAGCCUCUGGGGCGAUGCGUUCAUGGUGGUGGAGGACGAGCCGGAGGAGCUGGCGGACCACACCGGAGCUCCUUGCGGCUGCUUGACCCUCAGUGCCUCCGACAGGGACAAGAUGGCCGCCCUGAGAGCCCAGCAAGACGACCCCGAGGAACUGGACACCACCAAGACCGGCCUGCCCCAGUACCGCGCGCCCUGCCACACCGGCCCUGCGCCCCCCCGCAGCCCCCGCAGGCCAAACUCAGUCCUGCGGAAACGCUCUCUGGCGGUGGACGACGGAGAGGGCAGCGGGAGUGGUCUGUAG